GGUCCCUGCAGUCACACGGUCCAGAAGCUGAAGCUACAGGACGUCUCAGCCAUCACAGUCAAGACCCUGAAGGUGAUCCCUGACCGAAUCAUCGACAACUACAACAAGAGGCAGCAGCUGCGCUUCAGGCUUGAUCCUCCGGGUCAAGCCAUCUCCAUGGCAACCCAGGAACUCCUGCGAUUGGCGGAGGCCAACCCAGGCGGGAUGAUGACCCUUGACCCAGUGAACGACUUCCAGCUGAAGAGUGUGGAUGUGGUGGAGGGCACCAUGAGGCUGCGUGUGCUGCAGGACAGCCUGAAAGACUUCAGCUGCAUCCACUCACCCACCUUCUCAGAACAGUUUCUGCGGGUGCAGGAGAGAAUGAGUGUUCAGGAGGAGCUGGACAAACUGCUCUUCCUCAUCUCAGACCAGUCCCUGUCUCUACUGCCAGAGUACCACCAGAGAAUCAAGGUGCUCCAAUCCCUGCAGUACGUGGACAGUAGUGGUGCGGUGCAGCUGAAGGGCAGGGUGGCCAGUCAGAUCAGUAGCCAUGAGCUGCUUCUCACAGAGCUACUGUUUGAGAACGCCCUGAGCCCCCUGGCCCCUGAGGAGAGCGCCGCCCUACUGUCCUGUCUGGUCUUUCAACAGAAGACCCAGGUGGAGCCUCACAUAACCAACACACUGAAGGAGGGUAUUGAGAGAGUUCUGGCGGUGGCCCAGCGUAUUGGGGAGCUGCAGAGGGACUGUGGGAUAACCCAGACAGCGGAAGAAUAUGUGGGCCAGUUCAAGUUUGGCCUGACCGAGGUGGCCUACUGCUGGGCCAGAGGCAUGCCAUUUGCAGAGAUUGCCCAGUUAACCGACGUCCAGGAGGGCACGGUGGUGCGCUGCGUCCAGAGACUAGACGAGGUGCUGAAGGAGGUGCGCCAGGCAGCCCGCAUCGUGGGAGACUCGGUCCUGGGCAGCAAGAUGGAGAAGGCCUCGCUGGCCAUCCGCAGAGACAUCGUGUUCACUGCCUCACUCUACACACACUGAGAUAGGGUGGGGAGAGAAGGAGGGAGAGCGAGGGUGUAGAUAGUGUUUGUAUAGUACUGGAGGUGAAAGUGUGCCAGUGGAGUGAGGGAAGAAAGGAGGGAGUGGAGAGUCAGAGAGGGAGAGUCGGUGUGUGUUACUGUAUAGGUGAGAGAGUGGGGUGUCUAUCCUGUAUAGGUGAGAGAGUGGGGUGUCUAUCCUGUAUAGGUGAGAGAGUGUCAAGGUGCCUUAGCCAAGUCCCAAGCUCAGUCAGUGUGUGUGCUUAUGGUGAAAGAGCGGGUGAGUGUGUGAGGAAGGGAUCAGUUGGUGCGCUUGUGAUGAAAGUGAGGGUGUGUGUGUGUGAGGCAGUGAGUGAGUAUGUAUGGACAUACUAUUGUUUACAUGAGUCCUGAUGAGAUUCCUGGACAUGGAAAGGGAAUGCGCUUUAAACAAAUCAGACCAAAGUAGCAAUGAUAUGAAUUAAAUGGUUUGUGAUGUAUUGCACAGUAAUAAAAUCAACUGCAGACUGUA
Messenger RNA from Oncorhynchus gorbuscha (pink salmon), 1518 nucleotides. RefSeq names its product helicase SKI2W-like. Gene Ontology annotation, cellular component: Ski complex. NCBI's taxonomy places the organism in Eukaryota, Metazoa, Chordata, Actinopteri, Salmoniformes, Salmonidae. Bases 157 to 1011 code for a protein of 284 amino acids. The transcript has 6 exons. Gene Ontology annotation, molecular function: RNA helicase activity. The record is from RefSeq and is a predicted model, not a curated record. Gene Ontology annotation, biological process: nuclear-transcribed mRNA catabolic process, 3'-5' exonucleolytic nonsense-mediated decay.